GACCACAACCACAACCACAACCACACCAACCUCACCACAACCGUCACGCAGCCCUCCGACCGCGCCGGCAGAAUAACCGAAAUAGCCGCCCGGUCCACCGAACUGAGGCAGAACAUCAUCAACCCGGUGCCCACCCUGACACUAUCCUCCUGCUACCCCCGCCAAUGCUACUCCAGUGCGAUCGCCCCUCACAAUCCUGCCACCGUACACCCAGCUGAUCUGUCCGCUGGACUGGGAGACGUACAAUCUCACCGAGACGUAUCUCAUCUGCUGUCCGAGCGAUCCGUCGCAUCGCUGAGUGGAUGGAUGCUUCUGCAUAGCGCGUACGGAGUUUACCUACCCGACUACCGCGACGCGACGCGCCCGGGGCUGGGCGCCGUCUGCACGUCGAGCGUCUGGCCGAACGUGCUGAUGGAUACUACUCGCUACGAUGCCGCGGGGAGGGUGACGGUGAUUCCGACCUCGGCGGGGAAGGAGGGGACGUUGGUGUUUGCGACGGCGUUUGAUGGGACGAGCGCUACGGUUGUGGGUGAGGCUUCGGCGACGGCGGGGGGAGUUUCUGGCUCGUUGGGUGGGGGGGGCUGCGGUUAG
Aspergillus brunneoviolaceus CBS 621.78 is the source of this 591-nucleotide messenger RNA. RefSeq lists its product as uncharacterized. NCBI's taxonomy places the organism in Eukaryota, Fungi, Ascomycota, Eurotiomycetes, Eurotiales, Aspergillaceae. The record is from RefSeq and is a predicted model, not a curated record. The annotation marks the transcript as partial. The transcript is spliced from 2 exons.